AUGGCCAACCGACAAAUCACAAGGCGCAUCGCCAUCAGCGCGGCUCUCUCAAUAUUCUUCGUCUUCUUCCUCUUCAUUCGACCCCAAGGCCCACCUAGCCCUGCCGUCCGAGCCCCAGGCCACAUCACCCAUGAACCCGCACCUGCGCCCGUACCGGGUACCACUAUUAAGGAGGACUUGUUGAAAGGGUCGGUGGUGAUGCCAAAGCUUGGAAACGAAACAGUAAAAGCCGAGCUAGGCCGUGCAACAUGGAAGUACUUCCACACUGUUAUGGCACGAUUCCCCGAACAACCCACCCAAGACGAACAGGACGCUCUACGCACAUACAUCCAUCUAUUUGCGCGACUAUACCCUUGUGGUGAAUGCGCUGAGCAUUUCCAGCAACACAUAAACAAGUACCCGCCGCAGGUUUCAUCCCGCAAGGCAGCGGCAGGGUGGGCUUGUUUUGUUCACAACGAGGUUAAUGAGAUGCUCGACAAGCCGGAAUUCGACUGUAAUAACUUGGGCUCGUUCUACGAUUGCGGCUGUGCCGAUGGGGAGGAAAGCGAGGCUGGUUCUGAGAGUCAGGAUGCGCAUUCGGAUAUGACUCGUAGUGAUGCGCAGGCUGGUGGCUCAGAUCAUGACCACCUCGUUGUGGAAAUCUCCAAGGAAGCGUGA
Messenger RNA from Penicillium longicatenatum, 657 nucleotides. RefSeq names its product flavin-linked sulfhydryl oxidase ERV2. NCBI's taxonomy places the organism in Eukaryota, Fungi, Ascomycota, Eurotiomycetes, Eurotiales, Aspergillaceae. Bases 1 to 657 code for a protein of 218 amino acids. The transcript has 3 exons. The record is from RefSeq and is a predicted model, not a curated record. Gene Ontology annotation, molecular function: flavin-dependent sulfhydryl oxidase activity; flavin adenine dinucleotide binding. Gene Ontology annotation, cellular component: mitochondrion.